This is a messenger RNA of Asterias rubens (European starfish), 1089 nucleotides long. Its product is annotated as putative defense protein Hdd11-like. NCBI's taxonomy places the organism in Eukaryota, Metazoa, Echinodermata, Asteroidea, Forcipulatida, Asteriidae. Gene Ontology annotation, molecular function: oxidoreductase activity, acting on metal ions. The transcript has 6 exons. The record is from RefSeq and is a predicted model, not a curated record. The coding region runs from base 1 to 702 and encodes 233 amino acids.
AUGAGUAUCUUAGUGAUGCUUUGUGUCAGUUCACUUUUAGCGUUAGCUAUGAUGCCCGGGAUGCAUGUAAUGGCUUACCCGUCGGGUCCACCUGUUGCUGUUGCGGGGGUAUGUCAAAAUAUGGAACCUUCAGGCCACAGGCCAAGAACGUCUAGUGGUAGAGCACCGUAUACUAUCAUGAUCAGCAGCGAUACAUACGGCAAUAAGAAAUCAAUUGAUGUAACGGUGCAGGCCAACAGGGGCUACGCGUUCUCAGGGUUGUUUGUACAGGCUCGUCGCCAGGCAACAGGACGAGAUAUCACUGAGGCUUUGGGAGAAUUUACUUCAGUCUCCAGCGGUACUAAGUUUAUCACAUGCGUAACUGUUGCAAGUGCUUGGGGACACAACAGCAAUGCACCCAAGACCGCCGUAACAGCUUCGUGGACACCGCCUUCUUCGAACCAGGGACCUAUCAUUUUCAAGGCCACGAUUGUUAAAGGGCCAGCAAGUGAGUUUUGGACGAAUGUGGAAUCUCCAAUCAUUUAUUUUUCGAAUGGAAAAGACGAGGAACCAACCACACUUUCAGGCACUACCUCUGGACGUGGAUGUGACGUUAACUCAAGUGCUCUGUUCCCGCAGUGCUUGAGUUUGAGUCGGACCACGUUUGUGCUGCUUGCCUUCACUGCCAUCCUCGUUGCCGCCUGGACAACUCGUCACCAAUAGCGCCCUCAGUGCCAGUAGAAUAAUAAUACUAAUAAUAAUAUGGGUAUUUAUAUAGCGCCUUUAACACAGAUCAAAGCGCUGAACAAUGAAUAAAACAAGAACAAAGCGAGGAAGGAGAGACAAACAGAACAACAAAAAGGAUUAAUGACGAGGCUGAUUGAAGAAGUAGGUUUUGAGUUUUGUUUUGAAAAUGGCAGUUGAAGAUGAUUCCCUGAUGAGUUUGGGUAACUUAGAAAGUAGAACUAAUGUUUUAGACCUAGUCAUUUAUUUUCGCUCGGCCCCAGCGGCCAGUCUAUCCAGAACCGCUGGGAUGGGCUAAUCGCUUGCACAGAUUCUUGUGCAGAAAGUACCUCACGUAUGCAGUGCAUAGAAAUAUGGCGCAGUGUG